This is a messenger RNA of Trichoderma asperellum CBS 433.97, 511 nucleotides long. NCBI's taxonomy places the organism in Eukaryota, Fungi, Ascomycota, Sordariomycetes, Hypocreales, Hypocreaceae. The record is from RefSeq and is a predicted model, not a curated record.
GCUCAGCCUUCUAGAAGCAAAGAGCAACUCUAUAUCGAAUGGCGUGCAUAUGCACGGCACGGACCCUGAGAGGCGCUGAAGAUUGUUCGUUAUCUGAUCGAAGCUGAAGACGACGCAGCACACAGCAGCUUGCCUUUAUUAGUCAAUGGACAAGAUAUCACGGCAUAGAUGGUUUGAGGAUGACGAAAACGAGCGAGUCUGCUUUGCAUGUUUUCCGCGUCCUUUCACGCCCUUUACGAGGCGAGAGACGGCAUCUUGGGCGUGGUGGAGGAGGCAUAUCCAUCCAUCCAUACAUGCAGUCGUGCUCACCAUCUACACGACACGACCGCCGUGGCCAUCAUAUAGACUCGACGCUAUCGAGAUUGGACUCCGUCGGCAAAUGGUCAAUAGCCGUGAAUGCUUGUUCCCCCGCAUCGAGAUUGUCUAGCUCAUCUAGCUAAUAAGCAACUAUGUAUCGAAAUCCGGGGAGAGCUGAGCAAUCGCAAAUGCUGUCAAAUGCAUGUGAGGCAUG